ACCAAAGUACAAAGUUUGGUCCACAGUCUCCAUGCUUCUCGUAUCUACCCGUUUUUGUCCAAAAACUCUACUCUAUUUCUAUUUGACCAACUGCAAACACAGUGUCACUGCAAGCUACCAUUUUCUUGCCACUCUUGCUCCUCUGUGAUCCCAAUCCAGAGUCAUUGUCCGCGUCAAGCAAAGGAUGCUGCCAGAUUGCGGUUUCUGCCCUUGUUUCGGAAGUCCGAGCACCGUGGAUAGUGAACCCGAGCGUGACUCAAUCCUACUAGUUUCCGGAAUCGGAGGGUCUAUUCUCAAUUCCAAGAGCAAAAAGUUCGGGUUCUCGACCCCGGUUUGGGCCCGGAUUCUCUUAGCUGAUUAUGAGUUCAAGAGAAUAUGGUCUCUUUAUAAUCCCAAGACAGGUAUCAUUUUCUUUUCAUGUAUGCACGUAUCGUAUUUGGUUGCUAUGAAUGAAAAAAAAAGAACCAGUAUGUUAUAUGUUCUUUUACUGCACAUAUCAACAUUAAAUUUAUUUGUUAAAUGUACACACUUGACAGAGGUAUAUCAUUUCCAUGAUAUGAUUAAUAUGUUCAUUAAAUGUGGAUAUAAGAAGGGAACCACACUAUUUGGACAUGGCUAUGAUUUCCGGCAAAGCAAUAGAAUUGACAAAUUAAUGGAAGGACUUAAAUCAAAGCUGGAAACUGCUUAUGAAGCUUCUGGGCAUAGAAAAGUUAAUAUAAUUUCGCAUUCAAUGGGCGGACUGCUAGUGUCAUGUUUCAUGUCACUUCAUGCAGAUGUGUUUUCAAAGUUAGUGAACAAAUGGAUCUGCAUUGCAACCCCUUUUCAAGGUGCACCGGGAUGUAUCAAUGAUUCCUUGUUAACUGGGUUACAGUUCGUUGAAGGCUUUGAGAGCUACUUUUUUGUAUCUAGAUGGACAAUGCACCAGCUGGUAAUUUUCUUUUCUGGCACUUGGGCUGUGCCAUCAAUCUAUGAGAUGCUAGCAAAUCCAUAUUUUAAUUGGAAAAGACAACCGCAAAUUCAAGUUUGGCGAGAGCAAUCAGAUGGUGAUGAAACUUCUAUCGAGUUGGAGUCCUAUGGUCCACUUGAUAGUAUCACUUUCUUCCAGGAAGCAUUGAAGAAUAAUGAGCUAACUUAUAAUGGAAAUACAUUUGCUGUACCAUUUAAUUUUUCCAUCCUCAUGUGGGCUGCUGGUACUCGCCAGAUUCUCAAUGAUGCUCAACUGCCAAAAGGAGUUUCCUUCUAUAACAUUUAUGGGAUAUCAUUUGAUACUCCUUUCGAUGUUCGAUACGGUACAGAGACCUCUCCAAUCAAGGAUUUGUCUGAAGUCUGUCACACUUUGCCCCAUUAUUCUUAUGUGGAUGGAGAUGGAACCGUUCCGUCUGAAUCAGCUAAGGCGGAUGGAUUCGAGGCAGUUGAGAGAGUAGGAAUUGCCGCAACUCACCGUGGACUGCUACGCGACAAAACUCACCGUGGACUGCUACGCGACAAACAAGUAUUUCAACUUAUCCAAAAAUGGUUAGGAGUUGAGAAUAAGCAGAAGCUGGCUAAGCAUUCAAGGACAUCCAGAGUAAUGGAUGCUUCUUCAACUUCUCAUGUUAAUGCAUGAACAUAUUUUCUGCUUGAAAAUAUAUGCAUUCUGUAUUCAAUAUUCAUUUGUUCAUGGAGGCCUUAUUCUGUAUGAGUACAGUGGCAAAAUUUGUUGUUGAGAGAGUAAUAUGCUCAAUUUACUUCCAAGUACAUAAAGAAUCGCUUAUCUAGACUUUGAA
Molecule: messenger RNA, 1766 nt
Organism: Jatropha curcas
Lineage: Eukaryota; Viridiplantae; Streptophyta; Magnoliopsida; Malpighiales; Euphorbiaceae
Source: RefSeq, a predicted model, not a curated record